AUGAGGUCAUACAACUUGACAUUAGAUGCUAUGAACUUUAACAACAAUUUCACAACAACCAUUAACCCUGAAAUGCAAAGUUCUAUUAUGCCAUAUGUGAAAGUAUGGACUCAUACAGGAGGUCAAAAAACUCAAUAUACAAAUGGAGACCGUUCAAACUUUUGGCUUGGCAUUCCAUUUGCUGACUCAGAAGACUCUAUGGGUGGUAUUUCAACUGUUGGUACUGUACAAAUACAAUAUACUGGUGACAGAGACGGUCCAGAUGAAUUGAGAGCAAAGAAGUUUACAAAACCAAUAGCACUUUUCACGGAAGAUGCUCUUUUGAAGAUUUGUUCGAUGAAACCUGCUGGGGCUCCUCAGAUUGGCAUAACGACAGCUUCCAUCGAGCAGAUUUUGGCAGCAGGUCAGUAA
Trichomonas vaginalis G3 is the source of this 411-nucleotide messenger RNA. RefSeq names its product protein of unknown function, DUF4106 family. The transcript has a single exon. Lineage: Eukaryota; Parabasalia; Trichomonadida; Trichomonadidae. The record is from RefSeq and is a predicted model, not a curated record. Bases 1 to 411 code for a protein of 136 amino acids.